Megalobrama amblycephala (Wuchang bream) is the source of this 6582-nucleotide messenger RNA. It is a transcript of the gene wnk4a, whose product is annotated as WNK lysine deficient protein kinase 4a. Gene Ontology annotation, cellular component: cytoplasm; cytosol. The record is from RefSeq and is a predicted model, not a curated record. Gene Ontology annotation, molecular function: ATP binding; potassium channel inhibitor activity; protein serine/threonine kinase activity. Gene Ontology annotation, biological process: positive regulation of sodium ion transmembrane transporter activity; protein phosphorylation; renal sodium ion absorption. Lineage: Eukaryota; Metazoa; Chordata; Actinopteri; Cypriniformes; Xenocyprididae.
AUCGUAAGCGGAAAAUCUAAUGGAGACUCUCUCACCAACACAAGGCACAGAUAGAUCUACACACUGAAUAACAGUGAAACCCAACGCUGCAUGCGGGACUCAGGUGAAGGGGGCGGAGUCAGCCGCUUACUCACUGUGAAGAGCUGUAGUGCACGCGCGCCUCUGCAGAAUGCGCGUAUGUGGAGCGAGUGACAUGCGCUGUUUCAAUUCUGGAAUCAUUUCAGACUGCUCUAAAUAAGUUUGUGAUGCUUUGAGCAGUCUUCAUCAUGUCUCAUGCCGAAGUUGAGUUCGCUGGACGUGGUUUUCCAGGUUUACCUGUUGAAUUAGAGGAGGACUGUCUCUCCAGAGUGCCAAGGCUGCGAACGCACUCCUUGAGCGCGAGGAGGAACUCAUACGUGCUUCAUAAACUCAGUGUGGAUAUUGACCCGCAAAUAUACACGGAGACACUCUCCAAGGCGCUGUCAUGGUCCUCUGAAAACAUAUUAUUAUCAGAAAGAAGAUCUGUGGAGGAUAAAACAGACCCUCCAUCUCCAAGUUCUUCAUCCGCGGUCUCCAGCCCAGAGUUUUCUACACCCAAUGCAAAUUCAGCUCCAGAGGACUGGGGAAGCUCCGUCCAGACGCCUCUGUCCCCUGCUCAGGAUGCCAGCUCAGAUUCGGACAAUGAGGGGUCCAAGGUCGAGCAUGUGACACCACGACGCCCAUUUCUUAGCAGACUGGAACAGGACGAGAAGGAGGACAUCGAGACCAAAGCGGUGGCCACCUCACCAGAUGGAAGGUACCUGAAGUUCAACAUUGAAAUUGGUAGAGGGUCGUUCAAGACGGUCUACAAGGGGCUGGACACAGAGACCACGGUGGAAGUGGCAUGGUGCGAGUUACAGACUCGCAAACUGACCAAAGUGGAGCGUCAACGCUUCAGUGAAGAGGUUGAAAUGCUCAAGGGUCUUCAGCACCCGAACAUUGUGCGCUUUUACGACUCCUGGAAGUCCACUGUGAAAGGUCACAAGUGCAUCCUGCUGGUCACUGAGCUCAUGACUUCUGGCACUCUCAAAACGUAUCUAAAGCGUUUUAAAGAGAUGAAACCAAAGCUCCUACAGAGGUGGAGUCGUCAGAUCCUUAAAGGACUUCACUUCCUGCACACGCGCGCCCCUCCCAUCAUUCACAGGGACUUGAAGUGUGACAAUAUCUUCAUCACAGGGCCCACAGGAAGUGUGAAGAUCGGGGACCUUGGACUGGCCACACUCAAGAGAGCGAGUUUUGCAAAGAGCGUAAUAGGAACUCCAGAGUUCAUGGCUCCAGAAAUGUAUGAGGAGAAGUACGACGAGGCGGUGGACGUCUACGCAUUUGGCAUGUGCAUCUUGGAGAUGACCACAUCAGAAUACCCAUACUCAGAGUGCCAAAACGCUGCCCAGAUUUACCGCAAAGUUACUAGCGGUAUAAAGCCAGACAGUUUCUACAAGGUGAAAGUUCCAGAGUUAAAGGAAAUCAUUGAAGGCUGUAUCCGCAUGAACAAAGAUGAAAGGUACACCAUCCAAGACCUGCUGGAGCACACGUUCUUCCAGGAGCAUAACGGCGUUCACGUUGAAUUGGCUGAGGAAGAUGAUAUGAUCAAAUCCAGCCUGAAGCUGUGGCUUCGCAUGGACGACACCAAGAAACUCCACGGAAAGUACAAGGACAACAACGCCAUUGAGUUCCUAUUUGAGCUUUACAAAGACGUGCCAGAGGAGGUGGCGCAGGAGAUGGUGGUUCUGGGGUUUGUAUGCGAGGUGGACUACAAGCUGGUCGCCAAGGCCAUGCGAGACCGCGUGACGGCCAUCAAGCGCCAGCGUGAAAAACAUCGUCGGCUAGCAGAGGAGCAGCAGCAGAAGAAGAAGGGCGAAAUUAUUGAGGAAGAGCCUGAGCUGCCAUCGCCCAAAUCCACCAUUCAAAUGUCUGAAAACCCCGCCCUUUCCCCUGUGCAGGCCCCGCCCACUCCUGUAAUCCCUGAACCUGUUAGUGGCUCAUCGGAUUCUGGGAUUAACGGGAGCUUCCCACCGGAGCCAGAGGAACCAGAGGCCGAUCAACACUUCCACAUUCGCCAUACAAGCUGCUCCUCGGCAACCUCUGACUGUGAGACUGAUGGAUAUCUCAGCCCCUCUGGUUUACAGGAUGGUACGGAGGCUCCAAAUGGCAACAUCAGCUGCUCUCCAGUCUCCCUCCCCUCACAGGCCACUCCCACAGAGGCCACACCCAUCCACACCCCACCAAUCCCGGCUCUCCGUUUCCCCUCAAGUAUUGCCGUGUCGACUAAAACCGAGAGAGGACCACCUAGCCCUUUCUCCUCACCUGUGGACAGUUAUGCUUCAGAUGUGACGUCAGGCUUGAGCGAUGGCUAUGAGGGACAAUCGGAGAGAGGGAGUAAGUCAGCUGUCAGACGGACAGCAGGGAAACUGUUUAGGCGAAGAACACGGUCCCGUCUGCGAAUUACAGGGUUCUCGGAUAAAGUCGAUCGGGUGGUUGAGUGUCAGCUUCAGACCCAUAACGAUAAGAUGGUCACCUUUAAAUUUGACCUGGAUGGUGACAAUCCUGAGGACAUUGCUGCGGUAAUGGUGCAUAAUGAGUUCAUCUUGCCCUCAGAGAAGGAAGGUUUCAUUCACCGCAUCCGUGACAUCAUUAAGCGAGCGGAGUCUAUGAUGAAGGACUCGUCGGGUCACCAUGAAGCCUACGGAGCCGCCCGUCCCUCUUAUCUCAAUGCCGUCAACUCACUGUCUGGUUCUCAGCCAAACCUCCACAAUCUGGCACGAGCUCAUUCCUCUUCCUCUCUACCAGCGGAGUUUGGUCUGGGCACCGGGGCGAGAGCCUCUCCUCCGGGAAUCGGUGGAGACAUUACCUCAUCCACACGUCCACUCUUACGUUCGCAGUCUUUCCAUAAUGCCCCAGGUUCUCCUCAUCCUCAUCACAUUCCAUCAGCUUCAGCCUACCCUUCUGAUCCCAGAAUGCCUCAUUCUAAACUACCUCACGUGCAGCAGUAUAUACCCUCGUACAUGAACACAGCCACCCACUUCCCCUUUCCGUACCCACCUCACCCAGGCUCCCCCAAUCCCAGCCAUCCUCCUCUGUCCCGUAUACACAGCAGCCCGUCAUAUUCCCUCUCGUCCCCUGCAUCCGGCCCGGGCUCCCCCAGCCCACUCAGCUCAGACGUCUCAAGUCCCUUUUCCGACGUCAACCUGAUGUCUCCGGCCAUGUGGCCACCACACAGUCAGCCUCUGUUUUCCCUGGCUAAUAUGCUGUCUAUGGCAAUGAGCAUGGCACAUUCCUUCAUGCCCGCACCGAACCUGGUACAGGCCAUGCCGGGUUACCAGCCUGGUUAUCCCACGAUGUAUGCGCCCCAGUAUGCUCCACCUCCAGGGAUGGCCGAGUAUUACCAGACCAUGGAUUCUCAGUUUCGAGACACUAUGAUGUCGUCACCUUCCCAAACUAUUCCAACAUCUACUUCUCCCGGUGGCGUUUCCAUAUCCGCCCAGCAGACAGCAUCUACAGUUUCCCAAGAGGGAAUGCAAUAUGCACAGGAAUCCUCUAAUGAAUAUCCUCACGGAUACAGACCCGCUUUCCACAGGCACUUACUAGACCAGCGGAGCAGCCCCGGGUCUUCAUCUGGACUGUCGUCUUCCCCCAGAGCGAGUCCAGAUAGCAGAGUGUCGUCAUCCAGUCCGAGAUCAUUGUCCCCUCAGAGUAGCAGAACUUCACAGUGCCAAGAAAACUCUUUACCAUCUGAGCCAAAGUCUACUGUGACUGUGGGCCGUUUUCAAGUGUCCCCCAGUAAAGAGAUUCCUGCUCCCGUCAGACACACAGAAAGUGAAAAUACACCCACUGAAACUCCACCUGUCGUCCCUCCGGAUAAUCUCAUCAGGUCACUGGAUCAGCCUGCGUGCUCUUUUUUAGCUCAAAAUCCAGCGGAAAACAGGCAGGACCUCUCCGUUCUUCCUUCCCGUGAGGCUCGGCGUGAUUUGAGUCCUGCUGACCAGCCCGUGACGGAGAGCGAUCAAAAAGAGAACCGAGAGGGACGGAUUGAUGAGCAAGAGCGGGAUAAUGAGGAUUAUGAUCGUGAUGAGACCGCUGUGGAUAAGAAGCACAGGAGGAAGAAGGAACGCAGAGCGGAUUGCGGCCCGGGUCUCAUGGGAACGUCGGUGGACAGCGGUUUUUCUGUGGCCCUGGACACAGAGGGGAGGGUGUGGGAUGGAAACACGGCCAGCCCUCCGUAUGCCACUCCUUUCCACAACCUGUGGAUGAGCUACACGCGGAGCUCCUCCUACCUGAGCAGUGACGAAUCAGAGAGCGAGGAUGAGGAGAUGUGGGGGGAGCUACAGGAGCUGAGGGAGAAGCAUCUGUUUGAGGUUCAGUCUCUGCAGGCGGUGCAGAAGCGAGAGAUAGAGGAACUGUACGCCAAGAUGGGGAAGGUUCCUCCCCCGUGUAUCGUGUCUCCAGCUGCUAUGCUCUCCAGCCGCCAACGCCGCAUGUCUAAAGGAGGAAACUUCCCGUCGUCUCGCAGAAACAGCCUCCAGAGAGUCGACAUUCUCCCUUUAACAGGGAUCAUGAGGAAAAACUCCCUGAGCGGCAACAGUAGCAGCAGUUCCCAGGAUGACUCACGGCCGACUAAAGGAGUGACUUUCGCUGCUGACUUUACUAGAAUGUAAGAAUCCUGGUACAUUGGCGGGACUAUAUCCGACUACCUCAUCCAUACGUGACUGCUCUCAGCACGGCAAACCUUCAACAACCAGCCAGUCACAAUCCAGUCAGUCAUAUACUGAAAGCAUGAACUGGACAGAUUUGCUUUGUAAUAUAUAAUGUACAGUUUCCUAAGCAGAAUAUGCUGUUUGAUUGACAUAAGGGAUGUUUCUAGUGCAAAUGCACUAACUAGUCCCCUUAUUUCCGUGAAGAGCCAAUGGUUUGGCGGGACUCUGCUGUCAUACGAUGCUGUGACGUUCUCUCUGAAGGCUCAGCACUGAGGAAGAUUCCUAACUGUCUCUUUUGCACUUUCUGAAAACCUGCUGAACGGGCAAACAUCUGAAUCAACAGAUGUCCUGCCGUUUCUGUUCUACUGCUCGUGUGUGCGCUCUAGAAACACCAAAUCGUCACGCAAGAAUCGCAGCGGUCGCCUUGAACUCUGAAGAUCCGGUCCAGAGAUAUUUCUGCUAUCACCUGAUAGGCUUUAUGAUAGUAGUUUAAAUGUGAAUAAAAACUAUGAUAAAUAAAUUAAAACAGAUUGAGAGUGGGUGCAGUUGAGCUAAAUAUAUUAUUUUUGCAAUGAUUAUUCCAGCUUUGAGAUUUUCAUCCAUUGAGAUGCAGAACUUUGUUUCCUUGAAGUCUAUGUUUAUGUGCAUUUACAUAUAUAUUUGAAUGUCUUUUACCAGUCUAUGACUGACUGACUAAUUAUUUGCACCAAAAAUCAAAGCAAGUAUCAGCCAUAAAGUUAAAGACAAAUGUAAAUGAUAUGCACACUGCACUUUGGCAUAAGUUUCAAAGUCCCGUCUGGGACUGUACAAUAGACUCAAUAAUAAAUGAUUGAUUUCUGAUGUUUACAAAGAGCAGUCAAUAAAAGUGCAUUCAUUAUCUUCAUUGUAAUAUAUUAACACAGUAUGUUCAGAUUUUUCACAUCGAGCCCAAAGGUUCAACAUUUAUGCUUUCUGUAGUCUUAAGCCCUCGGUAUACCUCAUGUUUUUACGCGUAUGCAGUCGAGCGCACGGCCUUGCAAAGUAUACUUCACUUGACGCAUGCGCAGUUUUGAAUAAUCUCUCACCAUGAGUUACAACCCAUGUAAAUAUAUGAAUUCUUUCAUGCUAGAGUUGUACAAAUGAGGGUACUUUCUGACCUCUUCGCACAUUGUCACUGUAGCUUGCAUGAGUUCCAGUCUGUUCUGUUUAUUACCUUGAGAAUCGACGCCCCCUUGUGGAUAAACUAAUGACUGCAGAAAAAUUAAAUGCUCAUACAAAAACCCUGCCGUGCCCAUACUCUUCUAAUGACGAAAUUCGCGUCACGUGCACUGUACGCUGACCCUCGCGUACGCGUAAAACGUGAAGUAUGCUUUGGGCUUAAGUGUUUAAAUAUACUAUAUGUACAGUGAAAUCAUUUUUUUUAUUAACUUAUAAGACAUCUACUUGCAUGAUGUAAAAGAGGGAUUCUGAAUAUGAACAUUAAGAAAUAUAAAAGUUCAUGAUGUAAAAAAAAAAAAAAAAACUUGGCUUCAUAUUUUCGGGUGGGUUUCUGUCAUGAUGUAUUGCACUUUUCCAGUUUCAGAGUUUCAAACACACAUGCCAACCAGAUCUUUAAUAUGACAACCCAAGAACGUCCAUUCAUGGCUCAUUAAAAACUGUGAAAAAUCAUAUGAAUGCCUUUAUAUGAGCAUUGAAAUCAGCUGCAGACACAAACACAGACCGUGUUUCAGAUUGAGAUAAAUGUGACUUCAUGCUCUGUUAUAUUGAUAUACACUUCAGUGUGCAAUGCAACACGUCCAUGCUGUGCCUUCUCUAUCUUAUGAUGAUUAUGUAUUAUAUUCUAAAUCAUAUUUGUACAUUUAAAGUCAAUAAACAGCAUAAAGAUGACUGUUAA